AUGGCCGCUCCUCCGCCACCAGGGGCUAUAGCCCCUUCACCAUACACUCUUUUUGACAGAAUCAACCAUAUAUCGGCUGACAGCGAGGAUCUAUUCAAUCUCCUUGAAGAACUGGAGCAGCAUGUGGAGGAUUCUGCCGGGUGGCGUUGGCACGCCGAGCAGACCCAGAUCAAGCAGAACACCGUUUACAAGACCUACAAAACCUUCCUCACCGGGCUACAACUCGUCGAUCAAGACCUCAACGAGGAUGAAGAAGAGCUUGCUAUGUUUCCGGUAGAUAAGGAUGAGUGCUUCAAGCGCAUGAAACUUUACAUUAUCUUCGUCGCCAAGUUUGGCCAUGGGCGACGCCGGGGAACGAAGAUCUCUUACCGUGCUCUGGUAGGGCAUCGACUUGCACUCAUGUUCUGGUACAAGAGAAUUCACGCCAAACGGGGGACCACUACGACAGCCACUCACUCUCAACUCUUCAACACCCUCACUGAGGCUAUGCGCUAUGCGACCUCUAAGUUCGGGCUUGCUCUGGGCGCGUCUACGUCCUUCUCCAAAGUCGGAAUACCUGAAUUGCGUCAACUGAUCGAUUAUGAUACCCUCAAUGCGGUUUCCAUCGAGGUUUCUGAAGGCCAUCAUCUAGCAUGGUGUAUCGCCCGCGUCUGCGCCGUGCGUCCCGGGUCUAUCGGAAUCAGUGGUCAACGAACAGUCAAUACGAAUGAUCGGCCCUUUCUCACCUGGGGUGAUAUCCAAAUCACCCGGUCGGAUAACGUCAGGUUUCAGGUUCGCAUAACUUUCAGAAACCUAAAGACCAACUAUACGGAUCCUGAGAAGGCAUAUCGAAAGACAGAGAAAGACUCCUCACUCACCUGCGUUAUCAACUCACCCACGAACACCGACAACCUGAUUUUCUCCAUCCCUCACCGACUGCUUGUUCUUGCGCUCCGCCGUCAAAUCAUUGAUAGUGUCACGACGAUCGACGAGCUUAUGCGUGGGAAUCAACGCAAUAUUACGAUCAAUCGUGAGUAUUUAUCGAAACCAGUUAUUCUGGCAAGUAAGGCUCGGGGCUUGGGGACGAGUGAUGAAGCGGUUACUGUCUAUGCAUUGACUGAGUACCUUAAACGACGUGGAUCGAAGCUUGGCUAUCCAGAGGCAUUGAACUUCUACUCUAUUCGCCGCAGAGCAGCCGACGAUCUCACCCGACAGGUUGGUCGUGAUGCUUCACGAGCUAUUAUGAACCACGACGCUCAGUCACGGGUUCUGGAAAAGUAUUACCUGUCACUGGGUGAUGCUGUGGAUCUAUCCAGAGUUGCAUUGGAUGAAGAUACAAGCGACCUAGGCCAGGAGGGGUAUUCUCACCAGAUUGAUCAAGAAAGCACCUUGGCUGCCAAUGUCCUCUCCCAUCAAAAGGCUCGAGAGAUUCAUGGACCAGCUGUCAAUGCGCUGAUGGUGAAGCUGAUGUCAUCUGACCCCGGAUUUCCAUACACAGCUUCAAAUGCCGAGUUGAAGAACUAUAAACGCCGCAUUCGACGGGUGGCGUUGGAUUCGCUUUUGGGGAUCGAGGUUCAGAAGGAACGAGAAAAAAUGACCAGGAUGGACUUCAAUCGUCGAUUGAAACAUCUGAGUGAUUCUAAGUUGAUGGAUAUGGUUAUGGAAAAUGCUCGAGCUCAACUGGCCCUUGGUGAUACCGAUCACCUGGAGGAAGAGGAUGAUAACCCAGCUAUCGAUGGUGAGACGCAAGAAAUCAUUCACGGCCUCGAAGAAAAGGCUGAAAAGGACCUUGAGGAACAAGUGGUAGAUGGUGAUCACCGGGGCGAGGUUCUUCGCGAGCUGGAUGGUGAUGGCCGUGAGGAUGACGAUGAGGGUGAUGGUGACAGCCGCACCAUCCCUCAGGCUAUUGAGGUCGACUACGAAACCGCCGCCCGAACCUUCAUGCAAGCUCUUCUAGAGAACACAUUGAGUCAACACAAGGACUACAAACACAACCCCACUGUUUGUCCACUAUGUCAAGAGGAUGAUACCAUUACCGAUCCAGCGAUCAAGAACAAGAUUUGGAGUGCCCAAAUCAAGCUCAACGAUCAUAUGAAAACGGCAUUCCAUACACCCCGGGCACAGUGGAUUCGUCGCGUUGAGGCCAAUCACCAGGUUGAUGGUAGCGGCAACGGUACAAAUUGCCCUUACUAUGAGCGAGUUGGCAAUACUAGAUCUUUUAUCCGAGUGUCCUCCCUGGUGAGACAUAUUGAAACGAACAACGAGCCUGCUCAUAAGGCCUUUGCACAAGAGGACGGGUGGUUUACACCCGGUUGGGCAAGUCACCCAGAGGUCAAAUCAGCUUCAGCCCGUCAGACAAAGGAAACUGCACACCGUAUGGAUACAGCAUUUCUGAAUAUUCCAUACUCUGGCGAACAGGCAAUCGAACCUCGCCCACACGAGAGUAUUCCGAAUGCUGUACGAGCUCCCGGGCCAUCACCUAUGGUUCCGAUUCCUGGGGCAGUGUGGCUCACUGGUGAUGAGAUGUUUAGGCCAGGCCCGUCAGUCCUUGACGCUCAGUUCGCCGCUCUCACAAUCUGGACAAGUCAACCACCCAUCACCUCACCCCCGAUCCCAGCUCACCUUAACGAUCACGUGAUCAUGGUGAGUCCCUACACGGGGGAGCCAGUUGAGCCAAUUGAGUCAAUUGAGCCAGUGGAGGCAGUGGAGCAGGUCAACAAGAAGAGACAGAGUGAGGCAAUUGAGCCGCCUACUACAAAGAGACCCCGACGUGAUGAUUGA
This is a messenger RNA of Fusarium coffeatum, 2760 nucleotides long. RefSeq lists its product as uncharacterized. The record is from RefSeq and is a predicted model, not a curated record. The transcript has 5 exons. The coding region runs from base 1 to 2760 and encodes 919 amino acids. NCBI's taxonomy places the organism in Eukaryota, Fungi, Ascomycota, Sordariomycetes, Hypocreales, Nectriaceae.